Messenger RNA from Pocillopora verrucosa, 1176 nucleotides. Its product is annotated as cingulin. NCBI's taxonomy places the organism in Eukaryota, Metazoa, Cnidaria, Anthozoa, Scleractinia, Pocilloporidae. The record is from RefSeq and is a predicted model, not a curated record.
GCAGAAAGAAAUCUUUCCAUUCUCGAUCGUUAUUCAGUGGAGUUUUAUUUUCUCAUCGAAUGCUCGUUUUGUUUUUUUUCCAUAGGAGAGAUCAAACAAGCUAGUCAAGAAAAGGACUUAUCUGAGAACCAGUCCGCAGAAUGUAAAGCGAUAGCCCCUGAGCAAAGCGCUGCUGAGAGUGGAGAGGAAGGAAGCGGGCCUUCGUGGAAGGACAAGCAGAAGAUCAAGACGUUAGAAGAAAUUGAUGCCCAGCAAAAGAAGCAAAUAGAGGCACUUACAGCAGAACUUAAAGAGGCAGAAACGGCGUUGACGAAUCAAAAGACAAAAAAUUUCCAACUCAACAAGACAAUGGUGUAUCAAGUGCAGAAAAUACGGGAUCACGACGUCUUAAAAAAGGAGUUGAAAAAAGAGUUGAAAGAAAAGAAGGUUUCCGAAAAGGCGAUGUCCGAAAAGUUAGAGAAAGAAGAAGAGAAUCUGCAUAAUCUAAGUAUGAAGUUUAAGGCUGCCCAAAAAGAGGGCUGCAAAGUUAACCUUAUUUUACAGCAAGAGAGAAGGAACUACGAUCGAAAAGAAGCCGAGCUCGAGGAGAAAAUCACUAGGCUGAACAAUGAAGGCGCUGGGAUGCAAUCUAGUCUAACAGGUCUCACCACUGAGAUAACCGAACAGAAGACUGAGAUAGAAAAACUGCGGAAUGGAAAGGAGAGGCUUGGGGAUAAGUUCUUCCAACAAGAGAUGACCAUAUCUAAACUGGAAAUUAGGCUUGGCACGACGGACACUCGCAUUGGAUACAUGCAACUACGUUAUAAAGCAGAUGAGGUAAAGAAUACCUCGCUGAGAUUACAGAUCAAUGAAUACAAGAAGGCCAUAUCAGAGAGUAACAAGGAGUUGAAAAAGACUCAGGAACAACAAAAGGCGGAACUGCAGUCACUCACUGCUCAGCUUGAAAGCUACAGAGCCGAAUGCGAAAGAAGAGGCGAGAUCAAUGAGGCCGACAAGGAAACAAAAGCCAAUAUGAAAAUGGACAUCCGAAUUCUUUAUCAGCAGAAUGCUUUACUCCGCCAUGAACUGACCAGCGGUUUCAUUGCAUGCUACAGAGAAGUGAAGCGAUUCUUUUGGCGUGCCAUCGACGCCAUUAGAUUGCUAUUCCGCUGAGCACUUCAAAGGAAAGGGGGGGGA